AAGCCACGUGAAGGGCUUGCAGGAUGUUAGUUCCCAGAGCCACAAACAAUAGAGGCAAGCAGCUUGCAGAGAAACACUUGGAAGAGUCCUCUUUACGAGUUUGAACUCUAAGGAUCCCUGAAUAUAAAACCAUAAGCAACAACUGAGCAGACUUAAAGUUUGACAGAGGCCGAGACUGUGCAUGUGGAAGAAUCUGAGGCGCAAUGAAACUUCCUGAGAACAGCACUGGAAGGAUGAGCGCUGGUGCAGAUGGAGGUUGGGAUGUCAAGAGGUGCCAGCAGAGACUCUGAGCCUUUGCACGCAGCCAGAGUGACCAGACAGUAAGAAAUGGGUGACUGGAGUUUCUUGGGGAACAUUUUAGAGCAGGUGAACGAGCAAUCCACUGUCAUCGGGAGAGUUUGGCUCACAGUGCUCUUCAUUUUCCGCAUCCUGAUCCUGGGGACGGCUGCCGAGCUGGUGUGGGGAGACGAACAGUCAGACUUUGUGUGCAACACCCAGCAACCCGGUUGUGAGAACGUCUGCUAUGACGAGGCCUUCCCCAUCUCCCACAUCCGGCUCUGGGUCCUGCAGAUCAUUUUUGUAUCCACGCCUUCGCUGAUGUACUUUGGGCACGCUGUGCACCACGUCCGCAUGGAGGAGAAGAGGAAAGAGAGGGAGGAAGCUGAGCGGCGCCAGCAGGCUGAGGUGGACGAAGAGAAGCUGCCCCUGGCUCCAAACCAAAACAAAGGCAACAACCCCGAUGCAACCAAGAAGUUUCGCCUGGAAGGUACUCUCCUGAGAACGUAUAUCUUCCACAUCAUUUUCAAAACCCUCUUUGAGGUGGGAUUCAUAGUAGGUCAGUACUUCCUGUACGGCUUCCGGAUUCUCCCCCUUUACCGCUGCGGGCGGUGGCCCUGUCCCAAUCUUGUGGACUGUUUUGUCUCCAGGCCCACGGAGAAGACCAUCUUUAUUAUGUUCAUGUUGGUGGUGGCUGCCGUAUCCCUCUUCCUCAACCUGGUGGAGAUCAGUCACUUGAUCCUGAAAAGAAUCCGGAGGGCUCUGAGAAGACCACCAGAGGAACCGCUUGGAGAGGUCCCGGAGAAGCCUCUCCCUGCCAUCACAGUCCCCACCAUCCCAAAGACCAAAGGCUACAAGCUGCUGGAAGAAGAGAAGCCGGUGUCCCUCUAUUUCCCUCUCACGGAAGUAGGGGUUGAGCCCAGCCCCCUUCCAUCAGCCUACAAUGAGUUUGAGGAGAAGAUUGGGGUGGCUCCACUGGAAGAUCUCUCCAGGGCAUUUGAUGAGAGGUUGCCAUCGUAUGCACCAGCGAAGGAACCAGAAGAGGAGAAGGUCAGAGCAGAGGAGGAGGAGGAGCUAGAAGAGCAGCCUGAGGAGCCAGGGGUGAAGAGAGCAGAAGAGGAGGUGGUGAGCGAUGAAGUGGAAGGGCCUUCAGCACCUGCUGAACUCGCCACUGAUAUGAGACCCCUCAGCAGGCUAAGUAAAGCCAGCAGCCGGGCCAGGUCAGAUGAUUUGACUGUAUGAAGGUGCAGGAUACAGGGAGCACAUGAAAAGGAAAAAGUUGAAGAGAAAAGGAGAGAUAGAGAAAGAAUCAAAAGAUAUUUUUAAGCAAAGCGCUAAAGUGGCCAUUUGAAUAUUAUUUCCUUUCAUGAUUCCCAACUGGAAAGGUACUACCAUGGUAACUGUGCCUUAUUUGCCCUGUAUGUCCCUGUAUUUCCCUGUUUCCACAUACCAGCUCACUCCUUACAGUAAUAUCUACACUGUACACGUAACUGAUGUAUUUUAAAACCUAACAUGGCAGUGAUACUCAAAUGUUGCCACUGUGAACAUAUUUACUGAAAGCCUUGUGUUCCACAUUUCUCUGGGAAUGUGGGGAGGAUCUGUCUUUCAGCUAGCAAGGGGGAAGACUGAUCAACAACUGUAUCUAGUCUUUCUUUUUCUGUUUCCACCUAUGGCUUGCUGAGCAGAUCUUCCCUUUGCUGUUGGCAUGGAAUUGCAGUUAAAUUUAAUCCACAAAGUGAAUUCUGUGCUUAGCAUCAACACACUAAAAUAGCAAGCCCAACUUCCCUUCUCUAUCCAGAAAAUAAAAUCCAAAAAUGUUCCCAAUUUCUCUGUGAAUGCAUAUCUGACUUAGGUAAAAAUAUUUUCCCUUUGUCAAAAAUAUUUCUGCCCUUCAAGUGACAUUGAGAGUGGGUAAGGUUGACAGUGGCUCUCUACUAGGAUUUAGCAGAUGCCCAGAGAAGGAUUAUUUGUUCCCAAGAGGGUCACCCAGCCCUGAGACUAUUUCAGUAUACUGGAAAGAAUAAAUUCAAGUGAUAUUUUUUACUUGUAGCCUUGUGACUUAAAGAUCUGAAGCUUGAUUUAGCCAAGCAAGCGUGGGAAGGCUUCUGAGAAAGGAGGGAACAGCUACAGCCCCCAGAGCAUGAAACCAAAUACAAGCCUUCAUGGUAUGAUCCUGAC
Neopelma chrysocephalum (saffron-crested tyrant-manakin) is the source of this 2454-nucleotide messenger RNA. It is a transcript of the gene GJA8, whose product is annotated as gap junction protein alpha 8. The record is from RefSeq and is a predicted model, not a curated record. Gene Ontology annotation, cellular component: connexin complex. Lineage: Eukaryota; Metazoa; Chordata; Aves; Passeriformes; Pipridae. Gene Ontology annotation, biological process: cell communication. The coding region runs from base 328 to 1518 and encodes 396 amino acids. The transcript is spliced from 4 exons.